AUGCGCCGAGCAGGGCCGCACCCAAGGGACCUGCGUGCCCUUGACGAGCGCGCACCGGCCCCGCGGCCCACGAGCCCUGCCUGCCCCCCCACGACCCAGCGCACCGGCCCCGCGGCCCACGAGCCCUGCCUGCCCCCCCCAAGACCCAGCGCACCCGGCCCCGCGGCCCACGAGCCCUGCCCGCCACCCCCCACGACCCAGCGCACCGGCCCCGCGGCCCGCAAGCCCUGCCCGCCACCCCCCACGACCCAGCGCACCCGGCCCCGCGGCCCACGAGCCCUGCCCGCCACCCCCCACGACCCAGCGCACCGGCCCCGCGGCCCACGAGCCCUGCCUGCCCCCCCACGACCCAGCGCACCGGCCCUGCGGCCCACGAGCCCUGCCUGCCCCUCCCACGACCCAGCGCACCGGCCCCGUGGCCCACGAACCCUGCCUGCCCCCCCACGACCCAGCGCACCUGCUCCGCAGCCCACGAGCCCUGCUUGCCCCCCCACGACCCAGCGCACCGGCCCCGCGGCCCACGAGCCCUGCCCGCCCCCCCCGACGACCCAGCGCACCGGCCCCGCGGCCCACGAGCCCUGCCUGCCCCCACCACGACCCAGCGCACCUGCCCCGCGGCCCACGAGCCCUGCCCCCCCCACGACCCAGCGCACCGGCCCCGCGGCCCACGAGCCCUGCCUGACCCCCCACGACCCAGCGCACCUGCCCCGCGGCCCACGAGCCCUGCCUGCCCCUCCCACGACCCAGCGCACCGGCCCCGCGGCCCACGAGCCCUGCCUGCCCCCCCGACGACCCAGCGCACCGGCCCCGCGGCCCACGAGCCCUGCCUGCCCCCCCGACGACCCAGCGCACCGGCCCCGCGGCCCACGAGCCCUGCCUGCCCCCCCGACGACCCAGCGCACCGGCCCCGCGGCCCACGAGCCCUGCCUGCCCCCCCACGACCCAGCGCACCUGCCCCGCAGCCCACGAGCCCUGCCUGCCCCCCCACGACCCAGCGCACCUGCCCCGCGGCCCACGAGCCCUGCCUGCCCCCCCCCCAAGACCCAGCGCACCGGCCCCGUGGCCCACGAGCCCUGCCUGCCCCCCCGACGACCCAGCGCACCGGCCCCGCGGCCCACAAGCCCUGCCUGCCCCCCCACGACCCAGCGCACCUGCCCCGCGGCCCACGAGCCCUGCCUACUCCCCCCCACAACCCAGAGCACCGGCCCCGCGGCCCACGAGCCCUGCCUGCCCCCCCCACGACCCAGCGCACCUGCCCCGCGGCCCACGAGCCCUGCCUGCCCCCCCACGACCCAGCGCACCGGCCCCGUGGCCCACGAGCCCUGCCUGCCCCCCCACGACCCAGCGCACCCGGCCCCGCGGCCCACGAGCCCUGCCUACUCCCCCCCACGACCCAGCGCACCGGCCCCACGGCCCACGAGCCCUGCCUGCCCCCCCACGACCCAGCGCACCUGCCCCGCGGCCCACGAGCCCUGCCUACUCCCCCCCACGACCCAGCGCACCGGCCCCGCGGCCCGCAAGCCCUGCCCGCCCCCCCCACGACCCAGCGCACCGGCCCCGCGGCCCACGAGCCCUGCCUGCCCCCCCACGACCCAGCGCACCGGCCCCGCGGCCCACGAGCCCUGCCUGCCCCCCCACGACCCAGCGCACCGGCCCCGCGGCCCACGAGCCCUGCCUGCCCCUCCCACGACCCAGCGCACCGGCCCCGUGGCCCACGAACCCUGCCUGCCCCCCCACGACCCAGCGCACCUGCUCCGCAGCCCACGAGCCCUGCUUGCCCACCAACUCCACUCCCCCAAACACACCAGCACCCCCGCAGCCCACAAACCCUGCUUGCCCACCCCUUACCCCAAAGCACACAGGCUCCCCACCGGCCAUGAGCUCUGGUUGCCCCCCUAA
Molecule: messenger RNA, 1899 nt
Organism: Nyctereutes procyonoides (raccoon dog)
Lineage: Eukaryota; Metazoa; Chordata; Mammalia; Carnivora; Canidae
Exons: 2
Coding region: 1-1899 (632 amino acids)
Source: RefSeq, a predicted model, not a curated record